Messenger RNA from Asparagus officinalis (garden asparagus), 2743 nucleotides. RefSeq lists its product as uncharacterized. The record is from RefSeq and is a predicted model, not a curated record. Gene Ontology annotation, molecular function: phosphoprotein phosphatase activity. Lineage: Eukaryota; Viridiplantae; Streptophyta; Magnoliopsida; Asparagales; Asparagaceae. Bases 72 to 2261 code for a protein of 729 amino acids. The transcript has 7 exons.
GAAGAAAAGUCUUGAAGACCUAAAAUAGUAGUGUCCGAUUCAAUAAAGAGGGCAGAGGGGAACUCGAAGCGAUGCAGAAGCGCAAAGCCCUAGAUUCAGGAUUUGAAUCAGAAGAGAAGAAGCAAAUGACUGAAAAAGAGGAGCAUACUGUGAACAUUGUUGAUGCUAUGCAGCCAGAUAGUAAGUCAAUGGACCACAGCGCUGAUCCAUCUAUCAUUGCACCAAACACCAAUAAGGAGGAUGCUAAGGAUAAUAAUAACUGCACUUCUGUACACCCAAUUGAUAUUUCCGUCGCAAUCAAGAAAGAAAACAUAUUAAUAAGUACAGGUGCUCAUCCUGAGAUAAAGCAUGAUAUGGUUACUGUAAUAGAUUCAAAUUUAACGGAGCAUACUGUGAACAUUGUUGAUGCUAUGCAGCCAGAUAGUAAGUUAGACAUGGCAAUGGACCACAGUGCUGAUCCAUCUAUCAUUGCACCAAACACCAAUAAGGAGGAUGCUAAGGGUAAUAAUAACUGCACUUCUGUACACCCUAUUGAUAUUUCCGUCACAAUCAAGAAAGAAAACAUAUUAAUAAGUACAGGUGCUCAUCCUGAGAUAAAGCAUGAUAUGGUUACUGUAAUAGAUUCAAAUUCAACGGAGGUGAAAACUACCAGUUCAGAUCAGAUAAAAUGUGUCCGCCAUAAUGGGGGAACUAAGUUCAUUAAUAUUUCUCUUGAUAAGGAUAUUCCUAUUUCUUCAUUGCAAGAUAUUCAAGGUCAUAAUUCUGCUGAUGGUUUGGCUUUACCUAGUAAUGAGGGGAGGGAUGUGACAAAUAAGAGUCAGUGUAAAGAGUCAUUCAAUGACAAACCAGAACCACUAGUUAGUAAGGUAGAAAGCUAUGUAUCAAGAACUGCUGAUGCAGUACAAACUCAGGUGUUUGAGGAGAAGGAACCUGAUAAAGACUCAACUUUGGUCCAUGAGGAUUCUUCUGAUGCUACAUUGCAAGCUAUGGGGGAUUCUAUAGCUGUUAAUUCUGGAAAUGGAUCUGUGCCUGAGGAAGUUCAAAAGUCAAUGAAUAAAGAGGUAGAACAUUCUAUUCAUGAACAGGAUGGGUCUAAAGAUGCAUGGGCACUUCUUAAUGAGGAUUUGACUGAUGAGUCUUAUAAGGUGCCAGAAGCUUCUGGCAUUUCUGCAGAAGGAAAUCUGAAAGCACUUUCUUCACCAAUUAGAGGUGUCAUUCAUGACAUUUCCUCUGUGGCUGAACCUAAUGAAAAAACAGUUUCAAGUUUGUGUAAAAAGGAAGAAGUUAAUUUCUCAUUCCAAACAGAAAAGAAGUUCCACUCAGAUGAGUCAUCUGAUAAUCAUUCUGAGAAGGUGUGCAGUGGCGUUGAAUCUAACAAUACAUUGCCUGGAAUUUGCAAAAAGGAUGACUUGAAUGCCACGUCUUCUUGUGAUGUAAAAGUAAUAAGCAACAAUCCAAGGAAUGAAGCUAAAUCUCUAUCGAUUAGGCAGAGUAUAGAGAGUAGUUGUAUUUCAGAUCCCAUCAACUUCCAAGAUAAGGAAAUAGAGGCUGUGCUUCUGCAACCAGAAAGAAAUUUGGCCAGUCGUACAAGGAAAAAACUUAUUGUCCUUGAUUUGAAUGGACUACUUGCAGAUUUUGUUCUUGAUAACCGUAAUGUCCAUAAAGCUCCGAAGAAAGUCGGGGGAAAAGCUGUUUUUAAAAGGCCUUUUUGUGAUGAUUUUCUGAAGUACUGCUUCGAGACAUUUGAAAUAGGAGUUUGGUCCUCACGGAGAAAGUAUAAUGUUGAUGGUGCUCUUGAUUAUAUUAUGGGAGAUAAUAGGCAUAAGCUCCUAUUCUGUUGGGAUCAAUCUCACUGUACAUAUACUGGAUUUAAAACUCGAGAAAAUGUGCAUAAACCACUGGUUUUGAAGGAACUGAAAAAAUUAUGGCUAAAAGAAGAAAGUGAUCUUCCAUGGGAGAAGGGAGAUUAUUCACCAUCAAAUACCUUACUUGUGGAUGAUUCUCCAUACAAAGCUCUUUGCAAUCCACCGAAUACUGGUAUCUUCCCAUACCCUUACCAUUUCGAUGAUGAAAAUGACACUUCUCUAGGGCCAGGAGGAGAUCUUCGCAUCUAUCUAGAACGGCUAUCUGAAGCCAAUGAUGUCCAACUCUACGUACAAGAAAACCCGUUCGGACAACCAGCUAUAACGAAAAAUGAUUCAUCUUGGGAGUUCUAUCUGCAAAUCAUUGAGAAAGUUGAACAACCUUUAGCUCCAGCGUAGUGAUGCUUCUAACAUGUUUUAUAUUUUCAAGGUUCAAUAGUUAUGAUCAAGUUCUCAAUGAAUGAGACUGCUCGCAGAGAAUGUGCGGCAACCUGAAAUAUUUUGCUUCUCAAACAGGAAGAUGAACAAAGACCAGAUUUUGUGAGGGAUCUACUGAAUUUUGAAUAGAUUCUGACCUAGAAACAUACUACAAGAGUAGUUUGCUGCAGAUAUAUAAAGUUGCAAAAUUUUCAGACUUUGAGAGUCAUGCUGGCUGUGUUGAGAAUGACCUUUGCUGAUGGCGUAUUUUCAAAGGGCAUUAUAUGAUGUAACGCAUGGUGGUGGUGUUGUUCUGCAGUAGUCGAAUUGGGAUGAAAAUACUGUUGUAUAAUUAUGCCCAUCCGUUAUUUGAACAAGAAUCUUAUAGCAAAUUUGAAUCAGUAUAUGCCUAUCUUUUGUAAACAAGCAUCGAGAUGCAAUAGAAAAUCCGUCUCUUAUGUCCA